Liolophura sinensis is the source of this 2886-nucleotide messenger RNA. RefSeq names its product transmembrane protein 143-like. The record is from RefSeq and is a predicted model, not a curated record. NCBI's taxonomy places the organism in Eukaryota, Metazoa, Mollusca, Polyplacophora, Chitonida, Chitonidae.
AUGGCCGCCUUCUUCAUCUUGAGGAGAGAAGCCGGUAGCUUGACACAGACUUUCCGCAGUCUCUUGGCAUGUCAGUCUGGUCAACACUUCACAUCUACCAAAGUAAUACUGAGCAGUCAUGGGGUCAAAAUUUGUGUCCAUCCUUGUCGCAGAAGCCUGGCAUCUUUGAGGAGAGGCGUGGCCAGUAAAGCAGGGGUGGGGCAGGGAGAAGAGGAAGGUGGAGCUCCAGAAACCAGUCAGAAACUACAACCUGCUUUAGAUCUGCCCUCUGAAAUUGACUUAUAUAGAGAGAGGUAUAUUCCCAUAACACGGAGGUCCCUUAUAAGAGAGUUGGUUGAAGAGAAAAAUUUCUUGUUAGAAAAUGAGCAGAAAAAGUUUGAAGACUUUGCCCUGGCAUUGGAUAGUGCCAUAGUGAACAAAUACCAUGGCAUCUUGCAAGAGUUGAAGUUUCUCUUUGACCCAAUUAACCCAGACAAAGAUACAAUCCAGACAAGAAAAUGGACCCGCCGUGAACGACUGGACAACGAAUUCUGGCUAAUUCAAAGACUGGAGGACAUCAUGGAAAAGGCAAACUUUCAUGAGCUACCUAAAUCUGUCAUUAGCCAGGCUUUGGAUGAGCAUGAGGCCAGAGAAGGUGUGAGGGUUAGUGUGGACAUGGACAAAUACGAUAUACUACGCUUCUGGGCUUUAGGCAAAGAAACACCACCUGUAUCAACUCCCUUCAUGCAGCGAAUAAUGAACAGGAUCCGUGGUCAAGCCCCUACACCAUUAACAUACUACAAACGAGUGGUGGUUGCUGUCCGUUUAAAAAAGGACCAAAAACUUAUUCUCAAGUCUUUCAAGGAAGUCCCUGUAAAUGCUUUAGAAAUGUUGCUUCCAGAUGGAAAAGUGACUAUGAGUAGCUUGGACAAAGGUGUCAUCACCACCUCGGCUGCUAUUGCUUUCGCCGGAAUCCUGGCCAAAAUCGUCACUGCUUUAGCCGACCUUAAUGUGGACUGGACAUUGGUGUUCACUGUGUCACAGGUUUUGUGGGCAUUCGCUCCUGGACUCUACAAGAAUCGACGCAAUGCCUACAUGGUGGAUCUGUCCAGGAUGCUGUAUUUCAAGAACAUUGCCAACAAUCGAGGUCUGCUGACGUUGUUAGUGGAUCGGGCUGAGGAUGAGUUCAAGGAGGCGUUGUUGGUGUACUCAUUUCUCCUCACCCAGAGACCGCCUUCAGUCAGACUCAAAGGUAACCCUGACUUUUAUUUGUGUUUGAUGUUGUUUGCAGGUGGAAUCACUGAAAUACAGCUGGAGAAGCACAUAGAGAAAUGGGUAGAAGAAAGGACAAAAGUUUCUAUUGAUUUCGAUUCUUCUGAAGCUAUCAAACUGUUGAAAGGGUUUGGUAUAUUGAGUGAACACGGUGACAAACUUCACGUGCUCUCCAUGGAGGCGGCCAUGAGGCAUCUGCCCCAGCAGCCACAGUCGCUGGUUGCCAGGGCGAUGGACGCAGAUAUUGCUGAAGGUUUUGACAGGGACGAGUAUGCGGAAACGGAAGAGGAGUACAAAGAGGAGGAAAAGAAAUCGCGACGGUUUGGUUGGUUUUAGUGAUGUCGCAACUUAGGAGAGUUUAAAAUAAAGUGAAGUGACUUAAUAGCUAAUUAUGAUGCAAAUUUCUCCACUGGCAAAGAACAUUUCCAGGAGACAGAACCGGGGAGCCAUGGGAGUUGUGCGGAUUUGUUUACAGACUUUAUAGUGACUGUACAUAUUUUGUCCUGCUGUUCUGCUUUCUACAAAGUGCUAAUUAAGAACUCUAUUUGACUGGAAAUAGGCCGUUUUUAAUAAAGUGAAGGAAAAUUAACAAUAAGUGAUUCGGUUGAAAGACCACUGAAACUACCUGUAAUGAAGUAAAAGUGCAGUGAGAGAAUUUAGCUCUGGUGUUAAAGAACCAUGUUGAUUAAGAUCACAAAAUUGAUUGUCUGCUUCUUAUUUCUGAGGAGAAGUCAUCCCCUUUGGACGGAAUUUUCAUCCCGUAUACCAAGAUAAUACACAUACACAUAAACUAUUAUAUUUUUUACUGAUCUCUGACUUUAUAUAUGGUAAAGCGUGAAAAAAGACCUAUAGUAGCCCACCUUAUUUCAAACAUUUGGUCGCAUUUUAUUGUCAAAAAGAUUAAAAAGAAAAUUUGUUUUGGAAAUAGAUUUCAUAGGUCUUUCACUGAUGAUUACUUUAUACUUCAAUUUUAGUAUUCUCUCACUUUUCACUUCAGAUUGAUGUUGCACAUGACACUCUUCUGUGUGAGGAGAUAGGUUGUGGCAAGCCAAUCAAAUGUACUGAAAAAAUAACACAGGUACAUGUUAAAUCUGCUAGCCUCUGCUGACAACAAUAUGUCCUUCCCAUGCCGAACCAGUCCAGUAGCUUGUUUAUUUAUGCCAGAAGUUGCAUGGAAGUAUAAAUAUUGCAUACUUUCAAAGAGCCUUACAAGCUUUUGCAGCGAUAGUCAGGGAAUACACGAGUGUAGAUUUUAUAUCUGACAUUGAAACAAUUUACUCUGGCGUUUUCACUGAUCUCGAGAUAGUUGUUUCAGGGUCAGAAAUUAAAGAGACUUUACAUGUAGUCCUGACAUUUGUUUGUCACACUUUACGUAGCAUAUUGUAUUUAAGACCAUUCACUAGACAUCUAUGUUCAUCCUUGAUUUGGACGCAAAGAUAAAGGGGGAUAAUCACCAUUGCCUUGGGACUAAUUACCUCCCUUACCAUCAAUUCUGUUCCAUUCAAGCAGUGCAUUAUUGGAACCACAAAUAACUGACCUGGUGCUUUGUACUGAUCUCGAAUUUUCUUUCCCAACACCCUGAAAUAAUACUUCUGGCUUCCUACAUGUCCACGAACAUUUACUUUCUACAGGGUG